Galleria mellonella (greater wax moth) is the source of this 1437-nucleotide messenger RNA. RefSeq names its product glutamine synthetase 2 cytoplasmic-like. Gene Ontology annotation, cellular component: cytoplasm. Lineage: Eukaryota; Metazoa; Arthropoda; Insecta; Lepidoptera; Pyralidae. The transcript is spliced from 8 exons. The coding region runs from base 166 to 1254 and encodes 362 amino acids. Gene Ontology annotation, molecular function: glutamine synthetase activity. The record is from RefSeq and is a predicted model, not a curated record.
CACUAUAGGUACACAGAUCGAUAAUGUAUGUGAUGUGGAGAAUUUUAUGAUUCAAUACGUGACGUCUUUCGGCGACUCGCAAACAUAUAGUGAACAUUAUAGAUAAGAAAUGAUUAAUGAAAAUAAUUCUUUCUCUCUUCGUCUUUUGUCUAUCUAGGCAUCACAAUGAAUACUACUCCUGUUGCUUUGAACAAAGCUGCUAUGCGAAAAUAUGAAGAUUUGGAAGUACCAUGUGAAGCGGUGUUGGCUAGCUACGUCUGGGUAGAUGGAAGCGGCAUUAAUUUACGCUCAAAAGAUCGUACAUUUGAUUUUGUGCCAAAAUCUCAUAUAGAUCUACCCAUUUGGUACUUUGAUGGUAGCAACACAUCUCAGGCGAAUCCAGAUAAUUCAGACACGUUUAUUUUCCCUCAAGUGAUUUAUCACGAUCCAUUCCGACGUGGAAACCAUAUUCUAGUCUUGGCGGAUACCUACCAAUACAACUAUCAACCUACUUCUACAAAUUUUCGUAAGAAUUGCGUCAUGCUUUGUGAGAAAGCCGAUGUAGAGGAGCCAUGGUUCGGUUUCAAUCAGGAAUUCUUCUUCACCACAACCGAUGGUCGACCACUCGGUUGGCCUCCCGGAGGCUUCCCUGCGCCACCAGGACCAUAUUACUGUGCUACGGGGGCCAAUAAAAUCGUUGCAAGAGACUUAAUGGAGGCUUUUUACAGAUGUUGCCUCUACGCAGGUGUUAAAUUAAAUGGAAUUAAUCCAGGAAGUACACCUUCACAGUGGAAUUUUCAGGUAGGACCUAGUCCAGCUAUUCGAUCUGGCGACGAUCUUUGGAUGGCUCGCUAUAUUUUAGCUCGUUUGGCUGAAGAGUAUGGUACAGUGGCAACCUUUGAACCUCAGCCAGUACCAGAUUGGCCGGGAAACGGAACUUUUGUCUAUUUUUCAUCGAAGGACAUGAGAGAGGAUGAUGGUAUACUAGUGAUUGAACGAGCUAUAGACAAAUUGGCUCGACGACAUGGUGUUCACAUCAACGAGUAUGACGCCAAUAAUGGCGCAGACAAUGCGCGCCGCCUCACCGGGAAAAAUGGGAUGCCACAUAUAAGAGAUUUUACUGCAGGUGUAGCUAAUAGAAGCUGCAGUGUGAGGAUACCACGACAAGUUUCUGAGGACAAACGAGGAUAUCUCGAAGACCGGCGACCAGCAUCGAACGCUGACCCCUACCGAGUCAUAUCUAUCAUACUAAGAACUUGUAUAUUUGAUGAAUAGUACUAAUUAAGUCUCAGAAUUUAUAUAUGAAAUAUUUGUGUUUGUAUUAUAUAUUACAAUAAUAGUACCAAUUCAAUCUGAGAAAUUGUAACAUUUGAAAUAUUUUUAUUAUAAAUAAAGUUUAAAACAUGUUGGUAAUAUAAAUUAUGCUUUCUACUCCUGUCGGUGAUAUUCAAAACGCUC